CGAUCGAUUAUUGGAUUCGCAGUUGUGUGGAAUUAUUUCAACAGUUGUGCAGCAUUUGUUAUUUCCUUUAGGCAACACCAAUGGACGCAGAAACAAGAGAGAAGUCCGUUUACCUUUCCAAGUUGGCGGAACAAGCAGAAAGAUACGAUGAGAUGGUUCAAGAAAUGAGGAAAGUUGCUUCUCAAACCGACGAAAACACAACCGAACUUUCCGUUGAAGAGAGGAAUCUUUUGUCUGUUGCGUAUAAAAACGUUAUUGGCGCAAGAAGAGCUUCGUGGAGAAUUAUCUCUUCUAUCGAGCAAAAGGAGGAAAGUAAGGGGAAUCAAACUCACGUCGCUAUCAGCCGCGAGUAUAGAAAGCAAAUUGAAAGGGAGAUGUCCACUAUUUGCAAGGAUAUCCUAGGUAUUCUCGAUAAGAAUUUGAUUCCUUCUUCAAAGAACGGUGAAAGCAGAGUCUUUUACUACAAAAUGAAGGGAGACUACUAUCGAUAUUUAGCAGAAUUUUCGAGUGAUGAAGAUAGAAAGGGAGCAGCAGAGUCUUCUUUAGAGGCGUACAAAGCCGCGACUGAUAUUGCUUCAACAGACUUGGCUCCCACACAUCCUAUUAGGCUUGGAUUGGCCCUCAACUUUUCGGUCUUUUAUUAUGAGAUCAUGAAUUCUCCUGAUCGUGCUUGUCAGCUUGCCAAGCAAGCGUUUGAUGACGCCAUUGCAGAGUUGGAUACCUUGUCCGAGGAAAGCUAUAAGGACUCGACUCUUAUCAUGCAACUUUUGCGGGACAAUCUUACGUUAUGGACCUCGGAUAUGGGUGGAGAUGAAGAAGAAGGUGCCAAUUCUGCGGAAGGUGGCGAUGGCGCCAAAAAGUCAGAGUAGAAAAGUGAGGACGAGUACUUGUUAUCGCUCAGGUCGCUUGACAUGUCUUUCAAUAAAGAAACUUUCUGUGGAUGCUUUGGCUCAUUAUGUGAGCUCUUGUCUCUAGUUUUUAUAGUUAUCUUAGCACAGAGUUAUAGAAUACUGUUUGACCAAGUCGAAACUUGCAAAAUUUUCCUUUUGAUAGCAUAUUAGAAACCCAUCUGCUGUAGGAAGUUUUCGAUAAAACUUUCGUGGAACAUUGUAUACUUAUUGUUCUCCAAACUUCGUCUAGAAACCUUUUAAGAAGACUUGGCGCGAAAGUAUAGGAAGAAUGUUUGUUCGAUCAAUUGUUGUAUUCGAUGACCUUCCGACUCUUUCCUACAACAUCUCGGAGUACUUGGUUUCUCGUCGUGUUGUGCUUGUCAAUAGCACUUGUCGUUGGUUCGGUAUUGGAGAUUAAGAGUAAUCGUUAGCUUAUUGACGCACACAGUCGCUGAUAAACAGUUGUAGGGAAGAACUAUCGCCUAACAACUUCUUCAAUACUUAGUUCCGUUUUGAGUUUUCUGUUACCUUCUUGUACCUUAGUUGCGACAACUUGCCCUUUAAGACCCAUUAGACCCCUGAAUCCAGAAAGUCCUAUUCUGUAAGUAUUGUUAAGAUCCUUGUUCGAAAUUUUG
This is a messenger RNA of Galdieria sulphuraria, 1525 nucleotides long. Its product is annotated as 14-3-3 protein-like protein. NCBI's taxonomy places the organism in Eukaryota, Rhodophyta, Bangiophyceae, Galdieriales, Galdieriaceae. Gene Ontology annotation, biological process: signal transduction. The record is from RefSeq and is a predicted model, not a curated record. The transcript is spliced from 4 exons. Bases 81 to 869 code for a protein of 262 amino acids. Gene Ontology annotation, cellular component: cytoplasm.